AUGGCCGCCCCAAUUCCCUCCCCCGGCGCCUUGCGUGCCCUCCGCGCCGCCAUCGCCCCCUACACCCGCCACACCCACCAAGUGCGCCACGCGACCCUCCUGCGCCGCCCCAAGCGACCCUACACCUUCACCCAGCUCAUCACCCUCUCCGACGGCUCCGCCUUCACCCUGCGCACCACAAACCCCCAGCCCGUCCUGAAGAGCGCAAAGGAUAUUCGCAACAACCCGCUCUGGAACCCCAGCAGCCAGAAGCUGCUGAACGUCGAGGAGGACGAGGCCGGCAAGCUCGCCGCCUUCAGGGCAAAGUUUGGCACAGGCUGGGACAGCGAGAGCGACAAGGCCAAGAAGGGCGACAGUCUCCUCGACAUCAUCGGCGGCGCCGCAAAGCAAGCAGACGCGCCGAAGCCAGCCUCUGCUGCGCCAACACCGAAGAAGAAGUAG
This is a messenger RNA of Ascochyta rabiei, 441 nucleotides long. RefSeq lists its product as uncharacterized. The transcript is spliced from 2 exons. Gene Ontology annotation, cellular component: mitochondrial large ribosomal subunit. NCBI's taxonomy places the organism in Eukaryota, Fungi, Ascomycota, Dothideomycetes, Pleosporales, Didymellaceae. The record is from RefSeq and is a predicted model, not a curated record. The coding region runs from base 1 to 441 and encodes 146 amino acids. Gene Ontology annotation, molecular function: structural constituent of ribosome. Gene Ontology annotation, biological process: mitochondrial translation.